This is a messenger RNA of Jaminaea rosea, 1439 nucleotides long. RefSeq lists its product as hypothetical. The transcript has a single exon. The record is from RefSeq and is a predicted model, not a curated record. Bases 407 to 1195 code for a protein of 262 amino acids. Lineage: Eukaryota; Fungi; Basidiomycota; Exobasidiomycetes; Microstromatales.
CAAGCGACGUGAUGGAUGGUGAGGAUCAGGAGGCCGAGAGCAAGAAAGGGGGGAGCUAGGAGGGCGAGCCGGGCUUGGAAGGGGAGGGAGAAUUGUUCGAGAAUGGAGAGCUUGUCAUCGCCGCCGUCGAACGACAAGGAAAAUCCGGCACGACUAUCCGACGCUCCCAUACGCUCUUCAUCCACCGUGUGGCCACUUCAGUCUCGCCUUGUCGACAGCACUCUGCCUCGAGGCAGCGCCCUCCUCACCUACGUGACAGAUGACACCCCGCACUGGACCAGAAUCGCAUGUGCGUACAUAGACUACAUCACUCAAGCGCAGAAGGGAUUCGGGCGGAAAACCGCUCCCUUGGCAGAAGGAGCUGGUGGUGCGGCCGGCAGUUGCCGAGGAGGACGCGUGGAGGACAAUGGGCAUCUGGCGAGCCAUGCAGGGAGGUCUGGGUGACGCCACGAAGGCUGAGCUGAACAUCCUCGAGCAGCUGGACGGCGAUGACCAAACUCUGCGCAGGGAGAGUUGGUGGGAGGAUAUGAGGGGACUAGCGGCCAACGCCUAUCUCGACAAGCCGAUGUGGACGAGGGGAGCAGACUUCGAAGAGGGCUUGGCUAAGGUCAAGACUGCCGACGCGAGGAUCGGCUGCGUCUACUUGAUCGUCGGCUUCAAGGACGGCCGCCUCGCCCUCACCUACGUCGGUCGCACCGGGGACAAGUUCGCACGCAUCGGAUCGUACCCCUGCGCGAUGUCUUUGGUAGCACAGGGCAUCAAGAAGAAGCCGGCUCUGGUGUACGAGGAGCUCGCCCAGUGCGACCGCUGCCUCAUUUUCCCACUUCUGAAGCACACCGAGGACUCCACCAGCGAGGGGAAGAGGACGACACGGGCAGUCGUGGAGGGCAAGUGGUGCAGUCAAGGGAGGGUCGGCGAACGAUGGAGAAAUCGGCGAGGCUACAUGGUACAACAACACGUACCCACUGCCCCAACGCGCCGACAAAUUUUUCACCGCCGCCGUCAAUGCCCUCGCGAGCGCACCUGCCCGACACGCUGCGAGGGAGCUGAAGCGCCUCGAGAUUGCGGCGCGACGUCGCGCUGGGUACAGGCUUCUCUCUCGGCUCGCUCAGAUGGCCCUGGACGGCAACCUAUGAAUCGCAGGCAAUGGCGUCAUCCACUUCGAGGACGGACGCAGGGCCCUCAAGCUGGCUGAGCAGUGGAACGACGAGGAGCUGGAGGAGCUGCGCCGGGUCGCCAACAUUCGAAAGGCUCGAGCGACACCAAACAUACGUCAACUCAUAGACGCAAACACUCGAUACGGCCGACUGAGGCUCUCAGAUUCGCGCUUUCUUCCACCCAAACCUCUCCGCUACCAUACCGAUGUAGUGGACUCAACGCGCACAUACGCAGCUAUAGCAGAUUGAAUAGAAACUUUUUGCCUACGUCAUUGUCAUCUC